This is a messenger RNA of Ustilaginoidea virens, 1452 nucleotides long. RefSeq lists its product as uncharacterized. The transcript has 3 exons. The coding region runs from base 1 to 1452 and encodes 483 amino acids. Lineage: Eukaryota; Fungi; Ascomycota; Sordariomycetes; Hypocreales; Clavicipitaceae. The record is from RefSeq and is a predicted model, not a curated record.
AUGGCAUCCGCAACCCCCAGCGAGGGCUACCCCGACGCCCACGGCACGCCGGGCUCCCUCGCCGGCGCGCUGAACCCGCCGCCGGCGCCGCCGACCGAGAAGACCAUCAUCCAGAUCCCGCCCAUCCUGCCGCGCGAGAGGGUGUUUCCCAUCCAGAUUGGCAGCGAGCUGUUUACGCUGUCGGGGGCGUCGAUAUCGUCUGACGCGCCGUCGUAUUUUUCGCAGUACUUUCUGUGCCAGCUCAGGCAGGCCGAGGAGAGUGGCGACGAGGCUGGCGCCGUCCGCACGCUAUACCUCGACCGCGACCCGGAGACGUUUCGCGACAUUGCGCUGCAUCUGCAGGGAUAUCACGUCGCGCCGCGGGACGGGAAGCACUUUGUGCGCCUGUUUGCCGAUGCGCAGUUCUACACUCUCCCCAAGCUCAUCUCGCAGCUCUACGAGGAGAGCAUCUUCAUCUCCAUCGGCCACCGCGAGUUCCAGAUCCCCCGCGACCUGCUCACCGACCCGCGCAACUCGCCCAACUACUUUUCCCUCGGCUUCGCCUUCUUCUUCUCGCGCCCGGAUAACCUGUUCCCCGGGCUCGACCGCCAGGGCCUCCUGCGCCCCCCGUCCAUCCUGCCGCCGUCGGUGCCGAACCGCAGCGCCGACACGUUUGCCGACCUCCUCCGCCUGCUGAGGGGCUACCCCGUCGCCAUUCGCGACGACGCCCACCGCCAGGAACUCGUCCGCGACGCGCGCUACUUCCACUUCAAGGGCCUGGAGCAGCAGCUGGUCCCGCACGCCCUCUCGCACAACCCCUUCCGCGGGCGCGCCGAGAUUGCCAUCCGGCUGGAGAACGUGCAGCGCAGCGGCAUCGGCGUCUCGCGCGACGCGCAGGCCGGCGAGCACCACGCCGCCGCCGCCGCCGCCGCCGUCGCGUGGGUCACCUACGCCCGGCCGCACGUCGACGACGCCCCGGCCGAGCUCGUCGUCGAGAUUGGCCGCGAGUCCAGCCGGCUGCACUGGCUGCCGCGCCACGCCGGCUGCCGCGUCGAGUUCCUGCGCGACACCAAGGCCCGCGUGGCCAAGCUGCUGCAGGUCGUGGCGGGCAAGCUCGGCCUGCCGCCCGCCGCGGCGCAGGCGCUGGGCCAGCCCCCCGGCGGAGAGGAGGGCCUCCUGCGCGCGGUGCUGGACCCCCAGGCGGCCAUCUGCCUGGACGGCGAGGAGCACAGCCCGGACGCGGCGGACGCGGCGGACACGGACGCCGCCGACGAGGCGAAUCCGCGCAAGAGACGGCGGGGCGGCGGCGGCGGGGCGGGCGGUGCGUGGACCGUCACCACCGGGCAGUGGCGGCUGCUGCUGCGCGCGGCGGACGGCGGCAGGGGCGCCGUCGAGUGCGUCUUUGUGGCCGUGAGGCUGGACGCGGUCAGUUCGGAGAGGGGGCGCAACAAGGCGCGGGGGUUUUUGGCGUGA